Molecule: messenger RNA, 692 nt
Organism: Momordica charantia (bitter melon)
Lineage: Eukaryota; Viridiplantae; Streptophyta; Magnoliopsida; Cucurbitales; Cucurbitaceae
Source: RefSeq, a predicted model, not a curated record
AUGGAAGACUCAUAUUUUCCACUUCCAAUCACAGCCAUUCUCCUCAUCAUUCUCAUCAACCUAUCAAAUGCAACCAUAGAUGACACCCAAUUCAUCAAAGCCACUUGUCAAACCACACCCUAUCCUGAUCUCUGCUUCUCCUCACUCUCCGCGGAUGCCGUUUCCGUCCACGGCAGCCUCCGCUCGAUGACCAUCGCUGCCCUCACCGUCGCCCUCACACACACUCGCUCCGCCUCGUCGAUGGUGGCAAGUUUGGCUAAGUCGAAUGCACUGGCACCGCAAGAGACUUGGGCUUUGCGUGAUUGCAUUGAGGAGCUUGGAGACUCUGUGGAGGAGCUCCAAAGCUCAGUGGCGGAGUUGAAAGACGGUGAUGGAUCUCGACCCGAGACCGAUGAUAUUCGGACGUGGGUGAGCGCUGCUCUGACCGAUGACGACACGUGCAUGGAGGGACUCGUCGGAGACGGCGGCGGCGUGAAGGAGUCGGUGAGAGGACUGGUGGUGGAUGUUGCUCAAUUGACAAGCAUUGCUCUCUCGCUUGUUAGCCAUCUGAAAUGAGAGAGUGAAUCAAAUGUUUUAAUUAAUUUUCGUUAUUUCUCGAAAAUUAUUUGUCAUUUUGUUUUUGCCCAACAAAACCAGUGAGAGAAAUUGUUAGAUUUAAUCUUGUUGGGAUCAGAAACCAAUUUUUUUAAGAA